AUGUCCAGGCUGCGUGUUUCCGGAUCGAAACGCCGCAGAAUGCCAGCCUGCGCGACGGCACGGCGCGCGUGCCCUUGCGCGGCCGGUCGAGCGUUUCCCGGCGCUCCACGCGCGCUCGCGCUCGUUCCGUGCCCCGCAGGCGUCCCCUCCCAGCGAACAAGGUCGUACGUGCCCGGCGACGCCGACCCGGCCGCGCAGCAACCGCCUCCCCAGGCGCAGGGCCUCGCGGCGCCGCGCAACACAGCACCUGCCACCGUCGUGGAGGCGCUGCACACCGCCGACGAGCACACGCUCAGAGCCAUCAACACCAUCUGCAGGGAAGCCAGUCGGACUCCGGGACGCGCGACGAUCCCGGGGUUGUCGGAGAUUUGCAACGCCUCGCAGCAGAUCGCUCAACAGCGCGACGCGCCGCGCCUGUCGCGCAACUGCCUCGCCGCCGGCACGGCGAAGCUGGCCCUGGUGCUGGCGUCGUCGGCGGUGGUGCUGUCGCGCCCGGUGCUGGUGGUGGCGGCGUUCGCGGUGGCGUUCCACGUCGCGCCUGCGGUGCUGCGCGCGGCGCGGACGCUGCCGAGGGAGCGGCCGGCGGCGGCGGACUUUCUGAGCUUCGUGGCGGAGGUCCUGUGGCGCAGCAUGGUGUGGGCGGCGGCGACGCCGGGCACGCCCGCGGCGGCGAUGGUGCCGGCGCUGGAGCUGCUGGCGUUCGCUGCCAUCAACAGCAGGGACGGCGGGGCGUGGCGGGAGCGGGCGUUCGCGGGCGCGCCGGCGUGGAUGGCGGAGGUGGCGCAGGGCGCGUCGCCGCUCGCGCGGCUCGCGGGCGCCAGCCUGGACGCGGCGCCGGCGUGGCUGCUGCUGCGAAACGCCCUGGCGCGCGGGGCGCUGCCCGGGGCGCUGACGGCGGGCCCGCUGGCGGCGGCGGCGGUGCGCGUGGCGCUGUCGCGGGAGGUGGGCGGGCUGCUGCUGGCGGGGCGCGUGGUGGGCGGGGCGGUGGAGGCGUGGGUGCUGUGCACGUUCGUGCAGCACCUCCUCGCGACCGACAACGGCGAACCCGGGACGACGGCGGUCCGCAAAGCCGAACAGCGUUAUCGGUCGACCUCGCACGUGCAAGUGCGCCCCGCGAACAAGCUCUGGACCCCGGCCACGGCACUGCGCGGCAGCCGCACCGCGACACACCCCCCCUCGCAGUCCCUCCACGUUGAGAUCCCGGCCACGCCGAGCAGGAAGCGCAGCAGCCCCCCGCGCGUGCUGCGCCAGCGCCUCACGUCCCCGGACGGCGAGGUCACGUUCCUCGGGCCGAAGAAGCCCAGCGCGCUGCGGCGCCUGUUCUCGCGGAACAGCAAGCGGAAGCUGGGCGGGUCGUCGGUCGACGAGAAGAGCCCGUCGCAGAGCUGA
Messenger RNA from Pedinophyceae sp. YPF-701, 1389 nucleotides. NCBI's taxonomy places the organism in Eukaryota, Viridiplantae, Chlorophyta, Pedinophyceae. The record is from the annotation of a GenBank genome assembly.